This is a messenger RNA of Nanorana parkeri, 5131 nucleotides long. RefSeq names its product pleckstrin homology domain interacting protein (gene PHIP). Gene Ontology annotation, molecular function: protein binding. Gene Ontology annotation, cellular component: nucleus. Gene Ontology annotation, biological process: cytoskeleton organization; regulation of transcription by RNA polymerase II; regulation of cell shape. The transcript is spliced from 26 exons. The record is from RefSeq and is a predicted model, not a curated record. Lineage: Eukaryota; Metazoa; Chordata; Amphibia; Anura; Dicroglossidae. The annotation marks the transcript as partial.
GGGCAUGAAGAUGAAGUUUUUGUACUCGAGUCCCAUCCCUUUGAUCCAAGAGUAUUGUUUUCUGCAGGUCAUGAUGGCAAUGUCAUAGUGUGGGAUCUAGCCCGAGGAGUAAAAAUUCGAUCUUAUUUUAACAUGAUUGAAGGGCAAGGGCAUGGAGCUGUGUUUGACUGUAAAUGCUCUCCAGACGGUCAACACUUUGCUUGUACAGACUCGCAUGGUCAUCUGCUUAUUUUUGGCUUUGGUUCUAGUAGCAAAUAUGACAAGAUAGCAGAUCAAAUGUUCUUUCACAGUGAUUAUCGGCCUCUCAUUCGUGAUGCCAACAACUAUGUUCUGGAUGAACAAACACAACAAGCACCACACCUUAUGCCACCGCCAUUCUUGGUGGAUGUAGAUGGCAAUCCUCAUCCACUACGAUAUCAACGCUUAGUGCCUGGCCGUGAAAACUGCAGGGACGAAUAUCUCAUCCCCCAAAUGGGGGUUACCGCAUCAGGGCUGAACCAAGUCCUCAGUCAGCAAGCAGAUAAUGAAGUUAGUCCCUUAGACAGUCUUAUUCAGCGGCUUCAGCAGGAACAAGACCAGAGGAUAAAUGCAGUCACUGGGAACAUCAACAGUCGCAUGUCAAGAGCUUCAAUAAGCUCCAAUCCAGAAGUUCAUUCUCCACCUAAUAUUGGCUUAAGACGCAGUGGUCAGAUUGAAGGUGUUCGACAAAUGCACAGCAAUGCUCCACGCAGUGAGAUUGCAACUGAAAGGGAUCUAGUAGCUUGGAGUCGGAGAGUGGUGGUUCCUGAACUCUCUCCUGGAGUAGCCAGUAAACAGGAAGAAUGGAGGACGGCAAAAGGUCAAGAAGAAAUACAUCUCUACAAAGCAGAGGAGAAAAAGAAAAUAGUACCCAGUCAUAGUGUGAGUGUGAGAGAUAAUAAAGUAGCUUCUUGUUCAAAGAAUCAAACUCAUGAAUUGAUACUUGAACCUGGGGAUUCAAGAAAACCGCUAUCUAGCCAGCACAACUAUUGCACUAGAGCUGCAUUGGAAGAGCCAGCAGGGGCAGCAGAAGACCUGGAGAAUGAAAAUAGCUCAUCAGAUGAGGUAGAUGGUGAAAGUGAAGCAAUAGCGGCAAGCGGUGCUACAUCAGAUGAUGAAGAUAAACCAAAUUGGAACAGUGAGGGUAGCAGUUCAAGUGACUACUCUAGUGAUUAUUCAGACUGGACUGCAGAUGCUGGAAUCAAUCUACAACCACCAAAGAAGACCCCUAAAGUUAAAAACAAAAAAGUAGAGAGCAGCUCUGAAGAUGAAGAAGGGGCUGAAAAGUUUAAACAGAAGCAGAAUAAAAAGGAAAGAAAGAAGGGAACUGAGGAAAAGGACGGACCAUCUGCAUCACCAAAGAAAAAGAAGCCAAAAGAGAGGAAGCAAAAGCGUUUAGCAGUUGCAGCCCUUACUGAGCAAGGCUUAAACCUUGAUGAGUGGCUGCCUUCUGCGUGGAUUACUGACACCGUUCCAAGGAGAUGUCCUUUUGUUCCACAGAUGGGUGAUGAGGUAUACUAUUUUCGCCAGGGGCAUGAGGCCUAUGUAGAAAUGGCCAAAAAGAAUAAAAUUUAUCGGAUAAAUGCCAAGAAACAACCCUGGCAUAAAAUGGAGUUGAGGGAACAAGAACUUAUGAAGAUAGUUGGGAUAAAAUAUGAAGUUGGUUUACCAACUCUUUGUUGUCUUAAACUUGCUUUCCUUGACUCCGAUACUGGCAAACUGACUGGAGGAGCAUUUACAAUGAAGUACCACGACAUGCCAGAUGUAAUCGAUUUUUUAGUUCUUCGACUGCAGUUUGAUGAAGCCAGACGUAGGCAAUGGACCAUUGGAGACAGAUUUCGUUCAGUAAUUGAUGAUGCCUGGUGGUUUGGCACUAUAGAAAGUCAGGAGCCACUACAGUUGCAGUACCCAGACAGUCUAUUCCAGUGCUACAAUGUCUGUUGGGACAAUGGUGAUACAGAGAAGAUGAGCCCUUGGGAUAUGGAACUCAUACCCAACAAUGCUGUGUUUCCUGAGGAGCUGGGCACAAGUGUAACAUUGACAGAAAUUGAGGUCAGGUCGUUGCUCUACAGGACGCUGGAUGGAGAGUGGGGGUGUAGAAGAAGAGAAGAAGAAUGCGAGAGAAUCAUUGGUGGCAUCAACCAGCUGAUGACUUUAGAUAUUGCUUCUGCUUUUGUGGCUCCUGUAGACCUCCAAGCUUACCCAAUGUACAGCAUGGUUGUGGCAUAUCCAACCGACCUCAGUACAAUCAAACAGCGACUGGAAAACAGGUUCUACAGACGUCUGUCUUCGCUAAUGUGGGAAGUGCGCUAUAUAGAGCAUAACACUCGAACAUUUAAUGAACCUGAGAGUCCAAUCGUAAAAUCAGCCAAGUUUGUCACAGAUAUUUUAUUGGCUUUUAUAAAGGACCAGAGUUGCUAUGAUAUCAUUCCUCAGUACAACAUCAUGAAGAAGAAGCUAUUGUCAGACUCUGAAGAGGAAGAAGAGAAAGAUGCAGAUCUACCUGGGACAUCCACUAGAAAGAGAAAGCAAUACCAGCCAAGGAGAAAGUUGCGUACACGAGCCCAGUCAUAUGAUCUACAGUCUUGGAAGAUGCAAUGUCAGGAGCUGUUAAAUCUAAUGUUUCAAUGUGAAGACUCUGAGCCUUUUCGGCACCCAGUUGAUCUCAAUGAAUACUCGGAUUAUAGAGACAUUAUAGAUACACCUAUGGAUUUUGGGACAGUAAGAGAAAAACUUGAGGCUGGGACUUACGAGUCUCCUAUGGAUUUGUACAAGGAUGUGAAACUCAUUUUUAGUAAUUCAAAGGCUUACACACCAAGCAAAAGAUCAAAGAUCUAUAGCAUGAAUUUGCGCUUAUCUGCAUUCUUUGAGGAGCGUGUCAGCACAAUUUUAGCAGAUUAUAGUUCUGCCAUCAAAUUUCACCAGAGGAACACAAUGCCUAAACACAAGAAGAAAAGGAAUCGGAGCAGCUCUUCUAGCAGCAGUGCAGCAUCUAGUCCUGAAAGGAAAAGAAAAUAUGUGAAGCAUCAACCAAAGCAGGAGAACACAGCGACGCCUUUGGGAUCACCCACCCCGCGAUCAGCGGUUCAGAAGGUGCCGACUGCUCAAACAAAUGGCAAGGGAACAGAUUCAGGUCCCUUGGCACGCACAAGGAGUUAUAGGCGUCAUAUAGAGCCCAUUUCUGCUGAUCAACCAUCCACAUCUUCACCUAAACUCAUGACAACAAGACUGAAUAAUUCUGCAGCUCCAGGGAAAUCGGCAAUAGCUGAAAACUCAGUUAAACAUCUAAGAAAUCAGACUGUUGCAAAUAGUACAAGCCAGCCAGUGACUGCCAUCCAGCUUAGAAAGAACAAUGUGCCAAAAGAAAAUGUGGAAAAGGAGAAGCCUCUGAAACGCAAGAUGAAAAGGAUGACCAGUCAACCGCAAGUUGAAAGACAAGAUGAUAUAUUGCCAGUACGUGUGCAAGUUAAUGGGCACAGCAGCCAGGUCAAGAAGCCAGGCAUGAGGGGUCGCCCCCCUGGUCGCAAACCCAAGAUAGUUCUCAACAACACCACUAGCAACAGUGACCCAAAUAAAAAUGCUCAAGUGGUUCCCAAGAAAAGAGGGAGGAAGCCAAAAUAUCCCAGGAAUGAUGAUCAGCAGCAAAUCGUACCCCAAAUCACAUCUCCACCGGUUUCCCCAGUUAAAAAAGAAAAAGAGCAGCCAACUUCGAGUUGUAACUCUCAUUCUGAGAUGAACGAUAAGAAUGAGAAUGAGGUACCAAAAAAACGGAGGGGUAGAAAACCAAAAAUAAGAAUUGAGACUCCGGAGAAGGUUGCUCCUCCUUCUCCCCCACCUCCUCCACCCCCACAGUCGUCAUCAAAACAGACAGAGCCAGAAAAUGCCAAACAGGGAAAUGUCAAAAUACAAACAAGAAGUAAAUGUAAAAAGAUGGAGGAACCUAUGGAUGUAUCCAGAGAGACAGCUGAGGAUCUCGAACAAUCUGAAUCCCAGAUGAGAACUAGAAAUCAGGGCAGGAGAACUGCAUUUUAUAAUGAAGAUGAUUCUGAGGAGGAACAGAGACAACUGCUGUUUGAAGACACUUCUUUGACAUUUGGAACCUCAAGCAGAGGAAGGGUACGGAAACUGACAGAAAAAGCUAAAGCCAAUUUAAUAGGCUGGUAAAAAUGUACCCUAAGGCAGCUUUACUUAAGUACUUCUACUUUUGUGCUGCUAUAAAGAAUUGGAAACCCUUCCAGGGGAAGGGCAGAUUACUUUCAUGGGGGUAGUGUUUUAAAUGUUUGAUGUUUAUUGCCUAUGGAUUAGGUUUAAGCAUUUCAGUAUAUGUAGUCCUCCGAUUAACCAAGUCGAAAAAUUGGUGCAGGAAAAAAGAAUCUUUGAAAUGCAUUUUUUUGCAUAAGACUAAGAAAGCCUUUCACAUUAGAUAAUGUCUGACACAAGUGGGUACAUUAUACUAAAUGCAAAAAUGGCAUCUGUUUGGGAACUUUGGCUUUGGUAGCUAGCUGGGAAAUAACAGCAAGGACAAACAAGUUACCAAAUGUUAACCUCUGUUGGGGAAAAAUACCGAAUUGUAAUCCCAGGCUUUGUACAUUAUCUUUUACAUAGGCAGUGAAAUAUUCUAUAUAUACAUAUACCGGUAUAUAAUUAUAUAUACUUAUAUAUCCACAUUGGAAAACAUUUCAUUUAUGUCUAAUUUUUCAGACCUUGAUUCUAGUACCAAUCAAUAAUUCAGAUUAGUGUGCCAAAGACUGAGACUGAACGCAGUUAAAGCCUAUGAUUUCUGCCUGUCAGAAUAGCGCACAAUCUUUGUGUAUAUAAGACAUACAAAACAACUUGUACAUUGCUUUUGAGAUAUUGUAAGCUGUGCUCACUUAAUCCCAUUUUGGUACUUUUAAUAAUAAAAAGCAGUGGCAGGGUUGUUUUAAGAAACAUUUUAGAAUAUGUAAAAAAAAAAAAAAGUGACAUUUAAGUGAAAAAAAAAAUCUAUUUUUUUUCCCGAUCUUUUCUUUUUUAUCCAGCAAAUGUGAGGUUUGGAAGCACUGGUUAUUGCUAUUAUGUUGGUAUUUUUUUUUUUUUUAAAUCUGGUUUGUUAUGGACUCACUCUGGUGUGAUA